Molecule: messenger RNA, 1047 nt
Organism: Durotheca rogersii
Lineage: Eukaryota; Fungi; Ascomycota; Sordariomycetes; Xylariales; Xylariaceae
Exons: 2
Coding region: 703-924 (73 amino acids)
Source: RefSeq, a predicted model, not a curated record
GUUGGGGCUCACCGAUCGCGCCACCUGGCUCGCUGCCGUCUGUCCGCUAGCAGCCCAGCUAGCCGUAAAUCCGGGGAAUCUAGACCGGCCCUGGCGCGGCCGGGGUGGUGUAUCGCUUCUUUAUCGUGUGGAUACGUGAUGAUAUAUAGAUAGGGCAUAUCGGUAUAUAUAUAGGUAUAGCGCCCGGGCGGUAAGCCGGGGGAGACAGCGGUCAGUCGAGUCCUGAGCAGGCCUGACCUUUUUUUUUUUUAAAAAAAAACUUCCCUUUCCCCAUCCACGAUGCUUGGAACACGUAUUUAUACUCUCGACACUCCGUGACAUAUAUAUAUCUGGCUGCCGACCCCCCAACCCGGUUUAUGUGAAUCUGCUUUUGCAUCUCACGCCUUCUAAGACUCUUUCUCCCUCUCCUCGAGCUCGGCUGCUUCUCCCUCUUCCGCGUUGCAAAGGCGUCGUCUCGCUUGUCCUCCUUGUCGCGUGUCUAGCCUUGAAACCUGCAGCGGUCUGCGGCGGUAGAUAAUACACCCAAAAAAAAAAACACAUUCCAGCUCCUAAGAGAUCCGACAACCCGCCCCGGGUGCGUGUCUCAGAAUACAUAUCCGAGCCGCGCACAGCACAAAACCACCAAGCAUCAGAAUCUCGAGGUUUGCGUCUCCCACCUCUACGCCUGCUACGAGGGAGGAAUCCGUCACGAAAACUAGCACAAUGGAGCGCACCCAGCCACCUCGAAUAGUCAGCGGAGGUCGUCUCUACAUCACCCGCCACCCCGGCCUGGCCGCAGCCGCCGUCGUCGCCGCGGGCCUCGUCGCCGCCGUCCGGUACCAGCGCUCGGCGCUGACCCGCAACGAGCUCGCCCAGAAGCAGCGCUCGUCCCCCGACCAGCCCAACUUCUACGUCAGCGUCGACCGCAGCGGCGGCGGCAUCUGAGAGCAACCAACUCCUGGUUCCCCCCCCGCCUCCUGCCGCACCAUUGGCGGCUGCGGCCCAGGUCGGAAUUCGAUCGGGCGUAAUUAGAAGAAGAAGAACAGGAAGAGGAAGAAGAAGAAGAAG